AUGCCGCGCUCUCCAGCGGACAGCGCGGCCAGCGCUCUCCACGUCGACGCCGAGCUCGCGGUGAUUGGCUCCGGCCCAGCUGCCCUCGCCUUGCUUGCUCGGCUCGCUCGCGACGAUCCGUCCAGCGCGCUGCUGCACUCCACUCUCGUGAUUGAUCCGUCCGGAGCGUUUUGCACGGCAUGGGCCGCAAAGCUGCGCUCUCAGGGCGUGUCGCACCUGCGCUCGCCCACCUUUGUGCACCCGCACCCGUCGCGGCGGCUCGACGACGCGCUGCACGGCUACGCCGCCGCACACGGCCGCCUGCGCGAGCUGCGUCCGAUUGAGGGCGUCGAGCGACAGUGGCAGGCGCCGUCCUCGCGCCUUUUCGAGGACUUUUGCGAGGACCUGGCGGCGGAUCUGAGGGGAGGAAAGGAGGACAAGCGGCUCGCGGGCUGCCACGUUGCCGCCGCCGCCACCGACAUCGUCCCGCUUUUCCGUGACUCUGCUCUGCCGUGGGCCUUUGACAUUGCGCGAGUCGUGCUUGCGGUCGGCGACGGGGGCAUCCCUCGGCAUCCCGACUGGGCGUCGCGCUCGCUCGGCUCCGCGCCAUCCCCGCAGCCGGCCGCCCGCUCCACGCUGCUGCACGCCUCUGCCCUUGCCUCCGCGCUAGCCGACGAGCUCGCUACCACCCCGCGGCGCUGCUCUGCUCCCACCCUCCGCGGCGAGAGGAGCGGCGGCUUCGCCUCGUUUCUGUCACGGAGGCGACGCGGAAGCGAGCCUCAACGCCCUCGCGGGACGGGCCGGUUGGUCGUGGUCGGCGGGGGCUUGAGCGCCGCGCAGCUGGCCGCGUUUGCCUGCCGGCUCGGCUGGCGUUCAGUGACCCUAGUGUCCCGAUCGGAGCUGACGGUGCGGCCGUUCGACGUGGGCGGUGGCUGGGUCGCGUCGUUGCUGUCGCCGGAGCUGGGGGCGGAGGAGGCGGCUUUCUUCGCCGCGCCACCAGAGGAGAGGCUCUGGCAGCUGCGAGAGGCGAGACCGGGCGGCUCGCUUACGCCCGAGGCGAGGCGGCGGCUGGCGGAGAUGGAGCUUCGGGGCGCCGGCCGCGUCCUCGAGCGCGCAGAGGUGCGCCGCGCCAGCUGGCGGCCAAAGGCAGCGGAGUGGGAGUGGGCGGACGGCUGGCAGCUCUACGUCGCGGGGGCGCUCAGCGCGCUGCAGAUCGGGCCCGAGGCGUUCAACCUCGCAGGUGCGGGCGCUUGCGCGGCCCGCAUCGUUGAAAGGUUGCUCGAGGACGAGCGGGUCACGAGCGGGCGGCUUGCGUUGCCGUUGGGAUAUUGA
Messenger RNA from Emiliania huxleyi CCMP1516, 1311 nucleotides. RefSeq lists its product as hypothetical. NCBI's taxonomy places the organism in Eukaryota, Haptophyta, Isochrysidales, Noelaerhabdaceae. Bases 1 to 1311 code for a protein of 436 amino acids. The record is from RefSeq and is a predicted model, not a curated record. The transcript has 6 exons.